Esox lucius (northern pike) is the source of this 1474-nucleotide messenger RNA. RefSeq names its product opsin 6, group member a (gene opn6a). The coding region runs from base 135 to 1394 and encodes 419 amino acids. Lineage: Eukaryota; Metazoa; Chordata; Actinopteri; Esociformes; Esocidae. Gene Ontology annotation, molecular function: G protein-coupled receptor activity. Gene Ontology annotation, biological process: G protein-coupled receptor signaling pathway. The transcript is spliced from 6 exons. Gene Ontology annotation, cellular component: membrane. The record is from RefSeq and is a predicted model, not a curated record.
AAAACAACGCUGCAUCUAGGAAUAUCUUUCGACGGGAUUCAGAGAGGGUAGUCGGUCAAUAGUUUUCUCACUGGAAGCACCUUUGUGCGACCGCGGUCCGUUCAUGUCUCGGCAGUGGUAACAUUUGGAACAGAAUGGCAGUCAAUAAUGCGUUUCAAAUGUCUAACACUCUAUGGAGGAACAACAAUUUCACCAUGUCGAGUAAAGACCCACCUCUCUCGGAUCAAGGGGAGACCAUUAUAGGGGUGUACCUGUUGGUGCUGGGUUGGCUGUCAUGGUUCGGCAACAGUGUUGUUAUAUUUGUCCUGUACAAACAGCGGGCCUCGCUGCAACCAACAGACUAUCUCACCUUUAACCUGGCCAUCUCUGACGCCAGUAUCUCUGUGUUCGGUUAUUCCAGAGGAAUCCUGGAGAUCUUCAAUGUGCUUCGGGAUAAUGGGUACAUGAUCACUACCAUCUGGACAUGCCAGGUGGACGGCUUCUUCACCUUAGUUUUUGGACUUGGAAGCAUCAACACACUAGCUAUCAUCAGUGUUACCAGAUACAUAAAGGGAUGCCAUCCACGUAAAGCUCACUACAUAACCAAUGUAACCAUAGUCAUGUGCCUAAUUUUAAUCUGGACGGGGUCUAUAUUCUGGGCAGGAGCACCCCUGCUGGGCUGGGGAAGUUACACAGAUCGUGGAUACGGAACUUGUGAAAUUGACUGGGCUAAAGCUAAUUACUCUACUGUCCACAAGUCCUACAUCAUAUCCUGCCUGAUCUGCUGCUUCUUUGUCCCCGUGCUGGUUAUGCUCUUCUCCUACGUGUCCAUCAUUAACACGGUGAAGAGAGGGAACGCCAUGGCCGCUGAGGGGGAUCUCACCGACCGGCAGAGGAAGAUUGAGAGGGACGUCACCAUUGUAUCCAUCGUAAUCUGCACAGCCUUCAUCCUGGCUUGGUCACCAUACGCAGUAGUAUCAAUAUGGUCAGCAUGGGGCUUCCAUGUGCCCAGUCUCACCAGCAUCUUUACCCGACUCUUCGCCAAGUCAGCUAGCUUCUACAAUCCACUCAUCUACUUUGGCCUCAGCUCCAAAUUCCGAAAGGACAUCGCCAUUUUGCUGCCCUGCGCCGGCGAUGCCAAGGACACCAUCAAACUCAAGCAUUUUAAGCCAAAAGGUGAGGCUCGUCUGGGCUCCGGAAGACACCAUCUCAAAGCGCCUUUGUAUCACCAAAAGGAGAUGAAGUAUGCCCCUGGAAAUCCGUAUCCCCUCAUGACGCCUAAGGCAGCCGCAAGCCCGGAUUCGGGGGUAGAGAGUCCCCCCUGCACUCCACCUCCACCAGCCAACAAGGAGGUGUUCUUUAUUGAUGCGCCCCAUCCUUCUGAUGAUCCAGACUGGGAAUGCGACAGACUCUAAAAAAACAAUGCAAUCAUAUUUUUUGGUGUUACUAGUUUUUAUAAUAAUAUAAAAUUAAUAAAACUUUUUAUUCAAAGUUU